Molecule: messenger RNA, 2693 nt
Organism: Vespa mandarinia (Asian giant hornet)
Lineage: Eukaryota; Metazoa; Arthropoda; Insecta; Hymenoptera; Vespidae
Product: putative ATP-dependent RNA helicase DHX35
Cellular component (GO): catalytic step 2 spliceosome; intracellular anatomical structure
Molecular function (GO): RNA binding; helicase activity; ATP binding
Source: RefSeq, a predicted model, not a curated record
UAUUUUAUAUAAAAUACUAUUCCAAUCAGAAAAUUAUUGAUCAUAAGAUAUUUAUCAAUAAUCAUUAUUUAGAAGUUUUUCAAAUAUUUCACAGGUAUUCCUGUUUGUAUGUUGUGUAUGUAUGUAUGUAUAGACUUAAGAACGGUCGGUAAUGUUUCACGCAUGAAAAGAAAUUAAAAAUUAUUAUUAAAUCGAUAUUAAUUUGACAGCACAUCAAAUAUUAAUUUAUUUAAUGGCACGUAGAAAAUGACUUUAUUAUACAGAUAAUUAAAAAAAAUUAUCAUUAAUAAAUCUUUUUGAUCCAUCGUCAUUUUGAUUUAAUUUGUAAAAGAGCACGGUAUUGAGCGCCAUCUGUACUGUAAAGUGUUUUUAAGAAAUGUUUUUAAACGUACGAUGUGUUUUAUCUAUCAAUUUAAAUGAUCGCAUAUUAUUAUCACAUAAGUUAAUCAAUAGUGAUUUAUAAUAGUGAAAUAAUAUUGUAACAAUUAUAAAUUAUCAAUACGUACAUCUGUAAAACAAAUUCCAAAAAAUGAAUACUAAACCUGUAUUUUCUAAACCUGGUAGUUCGGCUUGGCAAGAAGACAGGCCAGAUAUCGAUGUACAUUCUUCGACACAAUUUGUAUACAAUGCUCACCAUUCUCUUGCAUUGGAUAUGCAACGCAAACGUCUACCUAUAUUCAGAAAUAGAGAUCACAUCAUAUAUUUACUUGAAAAAUAUCAGACUCUAGUGCUGGUCGGAGAAACUGGAUGUGGAAAAAGUACGCAGUUACCACAGUAUCUUCUCGAGGCAGGAUGGUGCGAAGAUGGCAAAAUAAUUGGAAUAACAGAACCAAGAAGAGUUGCAGCUACAUCAUUGUCAAGUCGAGUUGCUGACGAACGUAACUGUUUACUUGGAACCGAAGUUGGUUAUUGCAUACGUUUCGAUGAUUGCACCAAUGAAUCUACCAAGAUUAAAUAUAUGACUGAAGGAAUAUUGUUACGUGAAUUAAUGAGCGAUCCAUUGCUGACAACGUAUGCAAUAAUUGUAUUGGAUGAAGUACAUGAAAGAUCUUUAAUGACUGACAUUAUUAUGGGGCUUUUGAAGAAAAUUAUUAGAAAACGCAAAAGUUUAAAGAUAGUUGUGUCCUCUGCAACAGUCGAUGCCGAACAAUUACGCGAUUUUUUUAAUAUGAAUACAACAAAGGAUUCUUCAAAGGAUACUGCUGUGAUUAUGAGCGUCGAGGGUAGAUUAUAUCCAGUAGAUAUUUUCUACGUCAGAGAACCAGUAGCAAAUUACGUUACGAGUGUUGUGGAUACCGCUUUAAAGAUUCACGAAGUAGAGGAACCCGGUGACAUUCUAGCAUUUCUCACAGGACUCGACGAAGUAGAUCAGGCAGUUUCUCUUCUAUCAGAACAUGCUAAACUUAUAAAGGAUGGAAAACUAAAACUACAACCAUUGGCAAUGUAUGGAUCUCUACCGAACAAUGAACAACUCAAGGUAUUCUGGAGAGCUGCCAAAGACACCCGAAAAGUUAUCGUGGCGACAAAUAUCGCUGAAACUUCAAUUACUAUUCCAAACGUCGUUUACGUGAUCGAUUGCGGCUUUGUCAAGAUGCCCUGGUUUGAGUCAGAAACGCAAACUAAUAGUCUUACUAUUGUACCCGUGUCUAAAGCAUCGGCUGAUCAACGUGCCGGCCGUGCGGGUCGAAUUCAAAGUGGAAAAACUUAUAGAUUAUAUACGGAAGAAGCUUAUAAUGAAUUACCAGAAGCAACCCCACCAGAAAUGCAAAGAUCGGAUUUAGCACCAGCGAUUUUACAAUUAAAAGCAUUGGGAAUCGAUAAUGUACUUCGAUUCAAUUUUCCAUCGGCUCCACCCAGUAAAAAUCUUAUAGCAGGCAUGGAAUUACUUUAUGCGUUAGGUGCUAUAGAUAAUGAUGGAGAACUGACGACACCUUUAGGCAUGACAAUGGCAGAAAUGCCAUUAGAACCUACUUUUGGAAAAUGUCUUAUUGUUUCCGGACAAAUGGGUUGUUCAGAAGAAAUUGCUUCGAUAAUAGCGAUGCUUCAAGUGCAAAAUGUUUUCAUUCGACCUGGCGGCGGUCAAGCCAUUGCAAAAGCCAGAGUGGCUCAUCGUAAAUUCGAAGUAGAGGAAGGCGAUCUUUUGACGUUAUUAAAUGUUUAUGUCGCUUAUGAGAAAAAUAAAACACCAAGUUGGUGUCAAAAGAAUUUUCUUAACAAUAAAGCUUUACGUAGGGCUUCGGAAAUUCGAGGACAAAUUUGUCGAAUGUUAAAGAAAUUGGAUAUUCCUUUGACAUCUUGCAAUGGAAACGUAGAACAGAUCUUGAAAUGCAUAACAACGGGAUUAUUUCCAAAGGCUGCAUAUUUACAUUAUACUGGUGUAUAUAAAACGAUCCGAGGGGAUAAGGAUUUAUAUAUCCACUCGAAUAGUUGCCUGUAUACUAUUCAACAGCCACAAUGGAUACUUUACUGUGAAAUAGUACAAACUAAUAAAACUUAUAUGAAAGAUUUAACUAUGAUACAAUCGGAAUGGUUAUUGGAAUUGGCCCCACAUUUUUACGAAAAAACUUCGAUCGAUCCGGUUUAAAUGAGAUAUAAUAAUUUGGUAAUUGAAUUCUAUUGGUCCACUGAUUCGACGAAAAUACGCAUGCGCACUAAGAAUUAAUUUUGCAACACUAGCGCCUCCAAAUCAACGG